CGCGCAAAGGGAUUGCCGUGGCUCUCCGUCUCUCGCUGUUCUGCUUCUCUCUCUGAAGUUGAUCUGUAAUCGAGCUGCUGUUCGGCCGGUGACGUUAAUUAAUCAUCUGUGGAGGUUGACGAUCAGAAAUGGACGGAAUGACGUUUCCAUGGAUGAGUCGAGACGUUUGAUGGAGGUUUCGUUGGGAAUAAUCGAUGCCUUUCUGAGUCUACAGGAAAUAGCCUUUGUGAUGUUGGAGUGUCAUGUGGUGUGACAGUGCGGGGGUUCCGGGGCUCACGCAUCGGAAUGCCACAGGGUUCCACGCCGACACCGCUGCUCGUCUUCCUAUUGGCCACGCUGGGAUACGCGAUGGCUGGUCUCCACCUGUGGCCCUCCGUCCAUGUUGCCCUUAGUAACAGCAGUGUGUUCCUCGACUACGACACCGCAGACGGCAACGCUUCCUCCGACAUCCGGAACAUGACCCUAACUCUGGUUGACACGGAAACUAACGCCACCCUGCUCACCAGAACCCUGCCAGCCAACCAAUCAGAGGGGAGAUUAGAGUUAAACUGCUCCUGCUUCCUGUACGCUGGAACAUUCCGCUUCCGCCUGGAGCAGAUUGACUACGCAACCGCCAAUUCUAAUGCUAAUGCUAAUGCUAGCGUAACGGAUAGAGAUGGGAAUGGGGUUGUUACGACUACUGCCACCUGGUGGUGGAGUUCGGAGCUUCGGGUGGAGUGGCCGACCUUUCACAUUGCCGUGGACCGAGCCAGCAACCAGUCAGGAUCCUUCCAGGUGGGUAUCUCGACCAAUGAGCUGUUCCAGCCCUGCUCCUCUGGCCUUGGUCCCGCCCUCUUCCUGGAGGUCAGCUACCUGGAGUUCAACCAGAUUGGUCGAAAUAGCAUCGACAAGGUCCGCGCUCGCACCCGGCACCCAAUCAAAGAGCUGCGUUCUCAGACGGUGGAUCUGUCGUGUGCAUUCCAUUUCACAGAGCGAGACUUCAUCAGGGUGGCGCUGCGCUCCCCUCACACAAACCAGGAUGUAAAGUCAUCUGGCCCGCUCUACCUGUCUAGGAUCUUCUCCUAUAAGCUACUGGUGGACAACAUCAACUCUUACAGGUCAGGCUGUGAGGGAACGGUAUCUGUACGUCUGGUGACCCCUCCCUGUGCUCUGAUCAACGGCAAGGUCCUCUUAUUCCGGGACGGAGGUGUGGGGUCAGAGGGAAAGGGGGGCACAGGGGUGUGGGGAGCAGGUGGAGGGGUGGAAGGGGGUGUAGGGGCAGAGGGCCCGCUCCCCUCCGUUCCACUGGCGUUUAAUUGGCUGACACAGGGGGAGAACGAGACAGAAUUCAACUGUUCGGUGUUUGACCCAGGAAGGAAUAAAUACUGCUUCAGAUUUGUGCUCAACUUCAGCCGCUCUCCGAGUCCAGCUCAGACCUGCCUGGUGGUGCACAGGAACGCAGAGUCAUGGGGUGUGUGGCAGGCGUGGAGUGUGUGCAGUGUGAGCUGUGGAGAGGGGGUGAGGGAGAGAGUGCGAGAGUGUCUGCUGCCCUCCGGUGGUGGAAGUAUGCAGUGCACCGGCAUGGUCAAGGAACAGUCUCUCUGCUCACUGGAAGACUGUACAGUCCACCCCGCUCCCUCUCCGUCCCUCCCCCCUCCUCCAGCCUCCUCCUUUCUUGGUGGUAACCUGGUGGUCGUGGCAGGUAUAUCCCUGUGUCUGGCGGUCAUCCUAGCUACCAUCCUGGUCACCCUGUGGCGUAAACUCUGCCGGACACCUCAGUGUAACUCGGUCCGCAGCGGAUCUAUGCACUCACCUGGGGGACGUAAACUCUCUGACGAGGCCUCCAUCUGUGGGAACAGCCUCCAGAGACCCAGCCUCUCCGACAGCCAGGGGAACCACGGGGGCACAGGGCCAGGGCUAGCCCAGAACGAAAGGCCUAACCCGGGGUGCAAGCCUCUGCCUCAGCCCCCUCCUCUGGUUAUUCCCCUGGAUCAGGACCCAGAUAGACUGUCUCCAUCGGGACAGAAGGUGCUACCGCCAAUCUUUGGGUACCGUCUGGCCCAGCAGCAGUUAAAAGAGAUGAAGAAGAGAGGUUUAAAGGAAGCCACCCAGCUCUAUCAUGUCUCACAGAGCCCUGUCCACGACACUCUUCUGGAGGACUCCCCCACCUCCACCCCUACCCAGCCAGGGUUCACCUUCCCUGGGCUCAGCCCCAACCCCAGCCCCCUGGACCUCCAGGAAGAGGAUUCUAAUCUGAGCCGGUUUCGUAUCACCGCCCCCUUCCCCGAGCCCAGGGUCCCACAGCGCAGCUCGGUUACUCUGCCAGACAGACUGAGCCCCAGGGUGGAGCUCGUCCUGGGGCCUCCCGUGGCCGGAUACAUGAGAGAAGGCGGGGGAGGAGGUGGCGGGAGCUCCAAACGACGAGACCGCACGGCAGACUGGGUGGAGAUGGUGGAGAGGACUGGGUUAGGAGGGAUGGGAGGAGGAGGCGUUCCCUCCAACUCGUACCAGAAAAACCCAAACUGUAGACGGACAUCCAGCUUUCACGUCACCAAGCCCCCACCUCCCCCAGCAGCCCCAUGUCGCCCCCACAGGGAGAGGAGUCAGACCCAGGUGGGUCCCCGCACCAGGACCCUCCCCGAGGGCAGCUGUAGGAUCCGAGGAACCUCGGAGACCCAGAACCCGGCCUACCCACCCUAUCCCAUCCCAGAGCAGAGCACCCCUGACUGGGCCAGGCCCAAACCGCGACCCCUUUGGCCUGGGGACGACAGGAGAAGACCCUGGGUGGAGACUGGAUGUCCUCCGUGUUUCAGUAACAAACCCAAACACGCUGAAAACAACACCACCUACUUGAUCUCUGACCCCGAACACACAGAGACCAACACUACAACGGCGGCCAUGUUAGGAUCUGAGCUGCUUAGCAACCCGGAACUCACCCUGGAGAGGGAGAGGCGGAGGAUUGGCGAUAGAAGAGAAGGAGGUGAAGAUAGAGGAGAGAGAGGUGGGACUUCAGGUAUAGGUGGACCAGGGGUGGGGUCUCGUGGCUGCACUGCUUACCUCACCCCGGACCGGGCGGAGCGGGCUGAACAUAACUGGAACCGUCGAGGCCCUUCCCCGAUUCAGAGAAAUAUCCUGGCCAGGAAGCUGAGAGAAGCUCAGUCCUGCAACACCGCCUCCGACCAGCAGGGGCGCCAUAACCCACAGCAGCAGAGGCAGCGCAGCUCCACAUUUAGCGUGUCUGCCAGUGAACAAAGGAAGGGGAGGUGCAGGUCUCUUCCUCUGUCUGGAGACUCCCCCUAUGGACUGACUGAGGCAGAGCAAUGCAUGCUGGAUCUAGAUAUGACCUCGCUAUACCUGGGAGAGGAUGAGUUCUGACCUGUACACACCUAGAGGGGAGGAGAGGAUGAGUUCUGACCUGUACACACCUAGAGGAGAGGAUGAGUUCUGACCUGUACACACCUAGAGAGGAGAGGAUGAGUUCUGACCUUUACACACCUAGAGGGGAGGAGAGGAUGAGUUCUGACCUGUACACACCUAGAGAGGAUGAGUUCUGACCUGUACACACCUGGAGAGGAUGAGUUCUGACCUGUACACACCUGGAGAGGAUGAGUUCUGACCUGUACACACCUAGAGGGGAGGAUGAGUUCUGACCUGUACACACCUGGAGAGGAUGAGUUCUGACCUGUACACACCUGGAGAGGAUGAGUUCUGACCUGUACACACCUAGAGGGGAGGAGAGGAUGAGUUCUGACCUGUACACACCUGGAGAGGAUGAGUUCUGACCUGUACACACCUGGAGAGGAUGAGUUCUGACCUGUACACACCUGGAGAGGAUGAGCUCUGACCUGUACACACCUGGAGAGGAUGAGUUCUGACCUGUACACACCUGGAGAGGAUGAGUUCUGACCUGUACACACCUGGAGGGGAGGAAGAAGUCUUGUUGCCUAGAAGGUGCCCAGAGGAGGAAGAGGAGAAAGUUGUAAAGACAUGACUGAAAACCCUUUGGGUAACGCUUGACACCAGCAUCAUAACGUUAUGACACAGUUAUAACCAUGUCACAAUAUGUCAUAACAGCUGACAUAAGUUAUAACUUAUCAUAAUAUGGUCAUAAGUGUCAUCAAAUCAAAUUGUAUUCGUCAAAUGACCUUACCGUGAGAUGCUUACUUUACAAGCCCUUAGCCAACAAUGCAGUUAGAAGAAAAGAGUUAAGGAAAUAUUUACUAAAUAAAAUAAAAGCAAAAGAAUAAUACUUUUGUAAAAAGUAACAAUUAAGGGCCUCCCGGGUGGCGCAGUGGUCUAGGGCACUGCAUCGCAGUGCUAACUGCGCCACCAGAGUCUCUGGGUUCGCUCCCAGGCUCUGUCGCAGCCGGCCGCGACCGGGAGGUCCGUGGGGCGACGCACAAUUGGGCUAGCGUCGUCCGGGGUAGGGAGGGUUUGGCCGGUAGGGAUAUCCUUGUCUCAUCGCGCUCCAGCGACUCCUGUGGCGGGCCGGGCGCAGUGCGCACUAACCAAGGGGGGCCAGGUACACAGUGUUUCCUCCGACACAUUGGUGCGGCUGGCUUCCGGGUUGGAGGCGCGCUGUGUUAAGAAGCAGUACAGCUGGUUGGGUUGUGCUUCGGAGGACGCAUGGCUUUCGACCUUCGUCUCUCCCGAGCCCGUACGGGAGUUGUAGCGAUGAGACAAGAUAGUAAUUACUAGCGAUUGGAUACAACGAAAAUUGGGGAGAAAAGGGGAUAAAAAAAAUAAUAAAAUAAAAAAAUAAAAAAAAGUAACAAUAAAAUAACAAUAACGAGGCUAUACACAGGGGGUACCGGUAUUGAGUUAAUGUGGAGGCUAUACACAGGGGGUACCGGUAUUGAGUUAAUGUGGAGGCUAUACACAGGGGGUACCGGUAUUGAGUUAAUGUGGAGGCUAUAUACAGGGGGUACCGGUAUCGAGUUAAUGUGCGGGGGUACAGGUUAGUUGAGGUACUUUAAAGUACUACUUAAGUAGUUUUUUGGGGUAUCUGUACUUUUACUUUUGAUAUUUUUAACAAGUAUUACUUUGACUUCACUACAUUCCUAAAAAAUAAAUAGUACUUUUUAUAUCCAAAAAGUACUCGUUACAUUUUGAAUGCUUAGCAGGACAGGAAAAUGGUCCAAUUCACGCACUUAUCAAGAGAACACGUGGUCGUCCCUACAUCCCUACUGGCGGACUCAAUAAACACAAAUACAUCUUUCGUAAAUGAUGUCAGAGUGUCAGAGUGUCAGAGUGUCAGAGUGUCAGAGUGUCAGAGUGUCAGAGUGUCAGAGUGUCAGAGUGUCAGGGUGUCAGGGUGUCAGGGUGUCAGGGUGUCAGGGUGUCAGGGUGUCAGGGUGUCAGGGUGUCCGGGUGUCGUAGUGUGCCCCUGGCUAUCUGUAAUGGUGUCAGGGUGUCGUAGCGUGCCCCUGGGUGUCGUAGCGUGCCCCUGGGUGUCGUAGCGUGCCCCUGGGUGUCGUAGCGUGCCCCUGGGUGUCGUAGCGUGCCCCUGGGUGUCGUAGCGUGCCCCUGGGUGUCGUAGCGUGCCCCUGGGUGUCGUAGCGUGCCCCUGGGUGUCGUAGCGUGUCGUAGUGUGCCCCUGGGUGUCGUAGCGUGCCCCUGGGUGUCGUAGUGUCUGGGUGUCGUAGCGUGUCGUAGCGUGCCCCUGGGUGUCGUAGCGUGUCUGGGUGUCGUAGUGUCAGAGUGUCGUAGUGUGCCCCUGGCUAUCUGUAAUGAUGUCUGGGUGUCUGGGUGUCGUAGCGUGCCCCUGGGUGUCGUAGUGUGCCCCUGGCUAUCUGUAAUGAUGUCUGGGUGUCUGGGUGUCGUAGCGUGCCCCUGGGUGUCGUAGUGUCCGGGUGUCGUAGUGUGCCCCUGGGUGUCGU
Salvelinus fontinalis (brook trout) is the source of this 5858-nucleotide messenger RNA. RefSeq names its product thrombospondin type-1 domain-containing protein 1. Bases 286 to 3354 code for a protein of 1022 amino acids. NCBI's taxonomy places the organism in Eukaryota, Metazoa, Chordata, Actinopteri, Salmoniformes, Salmonidae. Gene Ontology annotation, cellular component: cell periphery. The transcript is spliced from 11 exons. The record is from RefSeq and is a predicted model, not a curated record.